AUGAAGGGUCACCGGUGUACCGCGCUGGCGCUGGCCGCCCUCGCCUGCACGCUCGCCAGUGUCGGGGCGACCCAGAAGCUCCAGGAGCGCUACAGCUGGCAGCAGCUCGACUUCGUGUUCCCCAAUCAACGACUCAAGCAACAGGCGCUGGCGAGCGGGGACUACGUGCCGACCAACGGGCUGCCGGUCGGGAUCGAGCGCUGGGAGAACAAACUGUUCGUCUCCGUGCCACGCUGGAAGGAUGGUAUCCCCUCGACGCUGAACUACAUCGACAUGAACCAGACGCCGUCCGGGUCGCCGGCCCUCAUCCCGUACCCGGACUGGUCGUCGAACGUGGCCGGGGACUGUGCGAACGGCCUGUCGACGGUGUACCGGCUGAAGGCGGACCGGUGCGGCCGGCUGUGGGCCCUCGACACUGGCACGGUCGGCAUCGGCAACACGACCCAGCAGCUGUGCCCGUACGCCCUGAACGUGUGGGACCUGAAGACGAACCGGCGGCUCCGGCGGUACGAGCUGCGGCCGGAGGACACGAACGCGAACACGUUCAUCGCGAACAUCGCCAUCGACCAGGGGCCGGGCGGGUGCGACGACACGCACGCCUACAUGUCGGACGAGCUCGGGUACGGGCUGAUCGUGUACUCGUACGAGAAGAACCGCUCCUGGCGCUUCGCCCACAGCUUCUUCUUCCCGGAUCCGCUGCGCGGCGACUUCAACGUGGCCGGCCUGAACUUCCAGUGGGGCGAGGAGGGUAUCUUCGGGAUGUCGCUGACACCGCCCCAGCCGGACGGCUACCGGACGCUGUACUUCUCGCCACUCGCCAGCCACCGUGAGUUCACCGUCUCCACGCGCGUCCUGCACGACGAGGAGAAGGUGGAGGAGAGCUUCCACGAGUUCCAGUACCUGAAGGAGCGGGGCCCGAACGCGCACACGACGUCGCGCGUCAUGAGCGACACCGGCCUGCAGCUGUUCAACCUGAUCGACCAGAACGCCGUCGGCUGCUGGCACUCCUCGAUGCCGUACAGCCCCGAGUACCACGGUGUCGUCGACCGGGACGACGUGGAGCUCGUCUUCCCGGCCGACGUCAAGAUCGACGACGAGGACAUGGUCUGGGUGAUCUCCGACCGCAUGCCCGUGUUCCUGAUCGCCGAGCUCGACUACAGUGACGUCAACUUCCGGAUCUUCGCCGCUCCGCUUGCCACACUGGUCGCCGGGACCGUCUGUGACGUUCAGGCGGGUCCAACCCCGCCGUUCGGCUCCAUCCAGCCCAAGUUCGGGGCCGCCGAGCCCGUGGGGCUUGCGGCGUACGCCGGCGAUACGACGCUGGUGCCGACGACCUAUGCCCAGCCGUUGGCCCCCGCCGGCACUACGUACGGGUACGCGCCGACCGCCGCACCGACCCCGGUCAAGUACACCCCGGCGGCGUACGAGACCCCGACCAGCCACAUGUACUCCACCCAGUCGUACGCGCCCAGCACGGCCAAGGCGUACGCCUACAACAAGUACCACGGCGUCGAGUUUCACGCCCACGGCGGCCCGGAGGCACCCAGCGGGGGCUAUCACCACGGGGGGCCACCCCACCACCAUCACCACCAGCAUGAUGAGCACCAUGGUGGCGGCGGAGGUGGCGGCGGCGGCGAUGACCGCGGCUACGGCUACUGGGGAGGCGCCGCUCACAAGAAGCACGACUCCUGGAAGCAGUUCUUCUACUGA
Messenger RNA from Anopheles bellator, 1710 nucleotides. It is a transcript of the gene y, whose product is annotated as protein yellow. The record is from RefSeq and is a predicted model, not a curated record. Gene Ontology annotation, cellular component: extracellular region. The transcript has 2 exons. The coding region runs from base 1 to 1710 and encodes 569 amino acids. NCBI's taxonomy places the organism in Eukaryota, Metazoa, Arthropoda, Insecta, Diptera, Culicidae.